CCUGGACUGGUUUCAUGGCUCCAGGAUGGAAGGGUUCCUGUUCACCUUUCCACCCUUCUCCAACCCGGCGUGCGCUGCGCCAGCAGCGGGCAGCGGCUGGCGGAAGGGUCGCUUCAUGACCCCGCAAGGACUCGACUACCUGGAGCUGUGCAAAGCCCUGCUUUCCCCGGUGCCGCCCGCCUCUCCGUUCAAGAAAGCGGACACCAAAGAGUGCGGCGUGCAGGUCAACGCCAAGGUGCACAAAACCGUGCAGUGCUCGCUCGGACCCAAGACGCUGUUCUGGAAGGACCCGGUGCCUGAGAAGAGUCCAACCCUCCAGUCGUCGCCCCUGCGCUUCCUGAGACCGGUGUCCAUCUAUUCACCGGUGUUCGACCGCAGGAAGCUGAGGGAUGAAAGCGAAGAAGAGCUGCAUGAGUCUGAGCAAGACUCAAGUCUGGAGAAGGGUGAAGGAACCUUCCUCUAUUCUCAGAAGACCAGCAACUUCCAGUUCCUGGAGCAGAGGUACGGCUUUUUCCACUGCAAAAAGUGUAACAUCCGGUGGGAGAGUGCUUAUGUGUGGUGCAUUUCUGGAACCAGUAAGGUGUUCUACAAGCAGCUCUGCCGGAAGUGUCAGGUGGGGUUCAACCCCUACAAAGUGGAGUCCAUCAUCUGCAAGGGAUGUUCUCAGACCUGCUGCAGCUGCGAGAGGAAGCAGCGACACAUCAACAUGAAGCGGCCUCACCGUCAGGACCUGUGCUGCCGCUGCAAAGGCAUGAGGUUGUCCUGUGACGCCACCUACAGCUUCAAAUACAUCGUCUGAACUCGACGCCACAGCUGCAACACCCUGACGUUGAUGGACUGUCUCAAAGACAAAGCUCACUUUUUCCACCGGCCAGUAGCUGAAGUGACUUAUUUAAACGAAGCAAAACCCCUCUCUCAAUCUUGGUGCUUACCAUGAAAGGCUUUUUGU
This is a messenger RNA of Synchiropus splendidus (mandarinfish), 949 nucleotides long. RefSeq names its product zygote arrest 1-like (gene zar1l). The record is from RefSeq and is a predicted model, not a curated record. The transcript is spliced from 4 exons. Bases 26 to 799 code for a protein of 257 amino acids. Gene Ontology annotation, biological process: translation. NCBI's taxonomy places the organism in Eukaryota, Metazoa, Chordata, Actinopteri, Syngnathiformes, Callionymidae. Gene Ontology annotation, cellular component: cytoplasm. Gene Ontology annotation, molecular function: mRNA base-pairing post-transcriptional repressor activity.